AUGGCACCAGAUCUCUUUCAAUGGGGAAUCAUUUAUGAUUCUCAGACACAGAAGCGAAUUAAAUGUAAUGUACCAACAAAAACGCCGAUAAAUCGACGAAUAGAAGGCAACUUUGAACAAGUCACAUGUGGAACAAAUUAUACAACUAUUCUUGAUUCAAAUAAUCGUGUGUAUAUCGUAGGUGACGAGCCGAAAAAUGGUCGACUUGGUCAAGGUGACGAUACAACUAUAGUGCCGACAUUGACAUUGAUCAAAGGUCAACUUCCACCGAUUGGUUUUAUUUCAUCUGGACCAUCGACAACUAUUUUAUUGACAACAGAUAAAAGAGAAUUGUGGGGUUUCGGAAAAGGUAUUGGUUAUGUUGCUAAACAAAUUCUACAAUGUGACCAAUCAAUAACUCAUUGUGCUUGUGGUGAAAACUCAAUUAUUGUUGUUAUCGAUGGUGUUCAAAUUAAAGAACGACGUUUUAAUCGAGAUAAUUUCAUAACAGAAUGGACUUGUGUUUAUCGAUUAUCUGAUCCUAAUGAUAGAAUUCAACAUAUUGAUACUGGAUCGGCUGUGAAUGGAUUUGUUAGACAACAAGGUCAUGUUUAUUUGUGGGGAUCAACUGUACCGUCUGGUAAAGUUGCAACAGAAGAAAAUUUUCGAAAUGUAACCAUUAAUGAGCCAAUAAAAAAAGAUUUAAAUCUUGAUAACGACCGGCCAGUACAAAUUUCAUGCAGUCGUGGGCAAUUCCAUGCUCAUGUUUUAUUACUUACUGAACAAGGUUGUAUAUAUGCGAUGGGUUCAAAUUAUAAAGCUAAAUUAGGCAUCGAGGCAGAUCAAUUGUUUACUGGUGAAUGGACAUUGAUUGAACUAACACGUACAUGUCCAUUUAAAAUGAUCGCUACUGGAGGUAUUCAUUCAAGUGCUUUGUCAGCUGAUGGACGUGUUUUUACUUGGGGAUGUGGAUCUGACGGUCGUUUAGGACACGCCGAAGCUCAAGGUCAUCGAUAUUUGUACAAAGAACAUGAACCAAGACCAAUUGAUCUUUUAAAUAAUAAACAAGUCAAAUAUGUUUCUUCGUCAUAUUAUCAUAUGGCAGCAAUUGUCGUUCAAUAG
Messenger RNA from Rotaria socialis, 1101 nucleotides. Lineage: Eukaryota; Metazoa; Rotifera; Eurotatoria; Philodinida; Philodinidae. The record is from the annotation of a GenBank genome assembly.